AUGGAAACGUUCAGAGCAAUGUCUUUACUCCUCACAACUCUAACCAUAGUCCUGUCUGUUUUACAGGCAUAUUCACAAUCACCCCUUGAAAAUUUUCUCUCUUGUCUUCCAAACCAUUCUCAAUCUUCAAACCCAAUCUCUAAAGCCAUUUACACUCCAGACAACCCUUCUUUCUCAUCUAUCUUGAAUAUGCAUAUACAGAACAAGAGGUUCAAAACAGCAACAAGACCAAAACCUCUGGCUAUUAUAACUGCUAUGGAUGAAAGUCAUGUCCAGGCAACAGUUAUAUGUGCCAAGCCUCAUGGCAUUCAGAUCAGAAUCCGAAGUGGUGGCCAUGACUAUGAAGGCUUUUCAUUUAUAUCAGAUGUUCCAUUUGUUGUGCUUGACAUGUUUAAUCUCAAUUCAGUUGAUGUGAACAUAGAAAAUGGAACAACAUUGGUUCAAGCUGGAGCAACACUUGGUCAAGUUUACUAUCAAAUUGCACAGAAAAGCCAAGUCCAUGCUUUCCCAGCUGGGGUAUGCAUUACUCUGGGUGCUGGUGGUCACUUUUCUGGUGGUGGCUAUGGGAAUCUGAUGAGAAAAUAUGGUCUUUCUGUGGAUAAUAUCAUUGAUGCAACAUUGGUUGAUGCCAACGGUAAAAUUCUUGACAGAAAGUCAAUGGGAGAAUAUCUAUUUUGGGCUAUAAGAGGAGGUGGUGGGGCUAGUUUUGGUGUCAUUCUUUCAUGGAAGAUCAAAUUGGUUUCUGUGCCUCCACAAGUGACUGUGUUCACUGUGAAGAAAACUGUGGAAGAAGGUGCAACUGAUGUUGUUUACAAAUGGCAACAAAUUGGAACAAAACUACAUGAAGAUCUUUUCGUAAGAGUGCAGCCACAAGUGGUCACUAAAGGUGAUAAAAAGACAGUGGAAGUUUCUUUCAUUGGGCAAUUCUUGGGACAAAUUGAUAGGCUAUUGCCUUUGGUGAAUGAGAGUUUCCCUGAAUUGGGUUUGAAGCAAAGUGACUGCAUUCAAAUGCCUUGGGUCAAUUCCACUCUUUAUUGGGUUGGUCUUCCAAAUGGUACACCAAUUGAAACUUUGAUAACUAAGCCCAAGGACCCUGGUUCUUCCAAUUCUAAAAGCAAGUCAGAUUAUGUGAAGAAGCCCAUUCCAAAGGAUGCUUUGGAAUCCAUUUGGAAAUUGAUGAUUAAAGAUGAUAAUAUGUUAAUGCAAUGGAAUCCUUAUGGAGGAAAGAUGGCUGAGAUUUCACCAUCAGCAACUCCAUUUCCUCAUAGAGCAGGGAACUUGUUCUUGAUUCAGUAUAUGGUAUUUUGGACUGAAGAUGCGGAUGCUGAUCAUAAAAUGGAGUUUUUGAGGUCAUUUUAUGAAUUUAUGACCCCAUAUGUCUCGGACUCACCUAGGGAAGCAUUCCUCAAUUAUAGGGAUAUUGAUAUCGGUGGCAAUCAUCCAAGUAAUUCAACAAGAAUGGACAUAGCUCGAAUUUAUGGAAGCAAGUUUUUUAAAGAUAAUUUUGAUAGAUUAGUGUCUGUGAAAUCCAGGGUUGAUCCUGACAAUUUCUUCAGAUAUGAACAGAGUAUACCUGUUAGAUCCACCUAUUAG
Gastrolobium bilobum is the source of this 1593-nucleotide messenger RNA. Its product is annotated as berberine bridge enzyme-like 17. The record is from RefSeq and is a predicted model, not a curated record. The transcript has a single exon. Gene Ontology annotation, molecular function: FAD binding; oxidoreductase activity. Lineage: Eukaryota; Viridiplantae; Streptophyta; Magnoliopsida; Fabales; Fabaceae. Bases 1 to 1593 code for a protein of 530 amino acids.